AUGUCUCUGUCACGAGCUUUCACCACUCGGAAGCUUAAGCUGGGCUCCGAUGGCGCCGACUCGAAAAACCCGCAGAGGUCGCAUACUCUUCGCCACAAGAUCUCGGGCCCUGUCCAGCUGGUUCACACCACCAACAUGCUCUCAUACAACGCGCCCGAUCUCCCUCGAGGCGCCUCUGAACGAAUCAAUUCUGCCAAGUCUGGCAAGAAUUCUCUCGACGACUCUGACAGCCUUGCCACCAUCGAGUCGACGCCGCCGACCAGCCCAGACGUUGCUCCAGGGGAGCACAUGCUCUCUCCCAAGUCGAACCACCUAUCGGGCUAUUUCAAGAAUUCUGCGAGGCCCGGCCCAGCUGAGCCCGAGCCAGCCCCAGCUCCACUGAUUCCCCCGCGCUCGCCAACCCAUACCAAGAAGAACUCAAUCGACGCCGUUGCUCGAUCACGCUCCGUCUCCCGCUCUUCUCGAGACAUUGAUGUGUCGACCGCCUCCCGCAACCUCCAGGCCAUUUCUCGAACCCCCUCCCUAUCAACCCGGUCUUCGGCCAAUUCUACGUCCUCCAGCCGGCCUUUGAGAUCGCCCCGAUCUCCUGCAGUCGCCAUGGAGCCUACGGCUUUUGCGGCGCCCCAUAUGGCCCCCAAAGCUCCCGCAAUUCCGACACCCUUGCCUGUACAACCCUCCAUGGCACCAAACCACAGGGCCAAGGACUCGAAUCCUUUUGGGGCGGAGUUGGCACAGGUAACGGAGCUGGCGGAAGAGUACAGCUCCGCAAGCCAGCUGGAGUUGGCGGACGAGGACACAGAGUACAUUCGCUCAAAGGGGCUCGUCAGGUUACGCCCCGAUGACUACCUGAGCAUGAUCCAGGGCCUCUCAUCAAUCUUUUUCGCAGAGCCUAGUCAUUCAGCUCCCGCAGCUGCGGCUCCGCUCUGGAUCUAA
Messenger RNA from Trichoderma reesei QM6a, 933 nucleotides. RefSeq lists its product as uncharacterized. Lineage: Eukaryota; Fungi; Ascomycota; Sordariomycetes; Hypocreales; Hypocreaceae. The coding region runs from base 1 to 933 and encodes 310 amino acids. The record is from RefSeq and is a predicted model, not a curated record. The transcript has a single exon.